Cryptococcus amylolentus CBS 6039 is the source of this 1248-nucleotide messenger RNA. RefSeq lists its product as hypothetical. NCBI's taxonomy places the organism in Eukaryota, Fungi, Basidiomycota, Tremellomycetes, Tremellales, Cryptococcaceae. The record is from RefSeq and is a predicted model, not a curated record. The transcript is spliced from 6 exons. Bases 1 to 1248 code for a protein of 415 amino acids.
AUGUCCUACUGGAGCACUCUCUGGACUUGGCUCUCCUGGCGCAUCAGCACCAUCCUCCACUCGGGCUGGACAGGUAUCUUCUGGGUCCAGCCCCACUGGGGCGUCGACGAUAUCCCAGACCAGACUGGCAAGGUGGCUCUAAUCACUGGCGGGAACUCUGGCACUGGAUACGCCACCGCUCUCGCUCUUUACAACGCUGGCGCCACCGUCUACAUUGCCUGCCGCGACCUGACUCGGGCUCAGGAAGCCGCAGACGACAUCGUCAAAGGUGGUGACCGGGGGAUCUGGGGCGUUCGCUAUCCCAAACAAGGGACACAGCGGUCUGUGAAGGAGAAAGACGUGGUGACGCAGCUCCCUAUCGAGGAUCUUGCCGGCGCGGGGCUGAAUGGACUCUGGAGAGCCAAGCACAUCAGAGGGGCGCAAUUCGAGAAAGACAAUGGACAGAGGACGAAGGGGAGGAUCGAGAUCAUCCAGCUAGACUUGGCAGAUUUGGCAAGCGUCGACAAGUGUGCUGACGAGUUUCUGUCCAAGGAGAAGCAUAUCGACUUGCUCUAUUGCAAUGCUGGAGUGAUGGCCACCAACGAGGGUCUGUACACCAAGCAAGGCUAUACGCUUCAAUUCGGGACCAAUGUUCUCGGACACCAUCGCCUCAUCACUCGCCUCCUUCCUACACUCCUUCAAAACGGCCCCCAGGAACCUGCCCGAGUCAUCAUCACAUCCUCUGCCGGACAUGGCUUUGCCCCUCCAAACGGCCUCGAUAUCCCUUCUCUCACCCGGUCACCCGAAGACCCUCCUCUGCCCGCUUCCUCUUCUUCUAUCAUCAAAGCUUCCAGAGGCAAAUAUGAGCUUGAGAAAUGGGCGGCGUAUGGACAGAGCAAGUGGGGAGAUAUCGCCCUUGCCAGGUGGCUGGAGGACACGUAUGGGAAGCAGGGACGGCUGAUUAGUGUGGCUGUUCACCCCGGAUUGAUCGCUUCAAACCUGGCAAAUCACCUUCCUGGUGUUGGCUUCAUUCUCAAACUUACCGCUUACGCUCCCUGGAUCGUGAAUGUGGUUACUAGAUCUCCUGCUACUGGUGCUUUAAACCAACUCUAUGCGGGUACCAUUCCACUUCCUUUCGCCUGGUAUCUCAAUGGGCAGUAUGUCGUUCCCUUUGGGGUUGUUGGUGAAAUGCGCCCCGACCUCUGGGAUAUCAAGAACGUACACCAAGUCUGGGACUGGUGUGUCGAACAGGGGAAAAAGUUCAACUAG